Messenger RNA from Haliotis rubra (blacklip abalone), 4492 nucleotides. Its product is annotated as NEDD8-conjugating enzyme UBE2F-like. The transcript is spliced from 7 exons. The record is from RefSeq and is a predicted model, not a curated record. NCBI's taxonomy places the organism in Eukaryota, Metazoa, Mollusca, Gastropoda, Lepetellida, Haliotidae. Bases 80 to 631 code for a protein of 183 amino acids.
GUUCCGGUAGAAAAAUAUGUUUGUGUUCUGACAUUAUCGUCGACUUCAUAACGCCAUAUAUUCGUGUUUAUGAAGAAGCAUGAUUACUUUGUCUAAAAAACUGAAGCAGCAGAGUCAGGCUAAGAAAGAUGCAGCUGAAGCCGAGGUCCCUAGGAGGGUCUCUGUCCGAGACAAACUACUAGUCAAAGAGGUGCAAGAAAUGGAAGAAAAUCUACCAAAGACAUGUCGUGCACAGUUUGAUGACAUCAAUAAAAUACACAAGUUCUUUCUGAUCAUUUGCCCAGAUGAAGGCUUUUGGCAGGGUGGAAAGUUCAAGUUUCAUAUAGAUGUGCCUGAGGACUACAAUAUAGUGCCUCCUCAGGUUAUCUGCUGUACAAAAAUAUGGCAUCCGAAUAUCACAGAGAAUGGCGAAGUAUGCCUCAGUCUCUUGCGACAGAAUUCCUAUGAUAGUAUGGGUUGGGCACCUACAAGACACUUGAAGGAUGUAGUGUGGGGAUUGAAUUCAUUAUUUUCAGACUUACUAAACUUUGAUGACCCAUUGAAUGUAGAAGCUGCUGAACAUUAUGCUAGAGAUAGGGAAGGAUUCAAGGCCAAAGUUCGAGACUACAUAUCCCAGCAUGCAAAAAGAUAAUGACAGACUGUGUAGGUUGUGUCCCAGACUUGACCCGCUUCCAGAUACUUUAUACUUGCACACAAAUACAACACUGAUAGAAGUGGUUGUAAUCAUGGCAACUAUAGAUCUCCAUAGAAAAUAGUAACUUAAUAAGUUAAUGUUGCCAUUUGUAAUGAAGCAUGGCUCUUUGUGGAAUCCGGAAGUGAACAGUGAAGAACAUCUGCUCUUUGAAAUUGACAAGCUGAUGGGCUGGCAGCAUUUCGUGUGUGACCUUGGGAUACAGGUGUAUGUGUAUGAGAUACCGUGACAUACACUGCAUGAACAGGCAGUGUAUAUAAAGCCUGUCUCAGUUACAGUGUGGAUUUGUUACCUAUGUUAUAUUCAUGUGGAAGUGAUCACAUGGUGGAAACCUACCUUAACUCGAUUGUGAUGACACUGUUUGGAAUUUGAGGACUUGUAUAGUUGGUGGCAUUAAGCAUUAAUUUCAUAAGAAUGGAAAAGCUGUAGCUUAUCUGAGUGAAUGGAAGAAACUGGAUCCCCAUCAUGACCAGAGGAUGUUCUUCCUCAUCACUAUGCCUGCCAACCAUGGUCAUCUAAAUAUAGCUUUUGCAAACUGUGUGUCACCCUUACUUUGUUUGAUACCUUUGUCUCUUGUCACCAAGAAAUUACUCACUUACACAGUGCAGAAUAUCAUCACACACCUUUGACAUCUUCAUGGCAUGUUUACAUUAUGGGUAGUUAAGGUUCUGGUUAAACAUGGAUUUGUAAAGCCACCUUUACCUUUAUGAUGUCCCUUAGGUUAAGAGCACCACACUCAUGCUCAUAUGUUUCAAAGUAGUAUACACCUGCAUCACUCUGUGUUUUGUUCCCUCAACAAACUGACAUGCCAUGAAGAAAUGAAAUGCACAUUAAAGUGCAUAUGAACACACUCAUGUCCUUUUACAAGAGAGAAAUAUGCUGUACAGAUAAGACACCUUGUUGCAGCUUACAAUGGUGUUAUAUGAGAUGCAUGCUAGUGAACACCGCAUUGUUUGGGUAGCAAGUACCAUUUGGAAGGAGUUAUUGUAUCAACUCCCCCUGCUGGCUUCAAACACCUCUCAUGUUCUACUGUAGUCUUAAGUUUACUACAUUUCAGAAUUCAUGAAUGGUCAUAUUGAUUCUGAUAUUCUCCCUUUCUUUAAAAAGGUGUUUUCUUAUUAUACCAUUUUGACAGAUUUACACGAGAUAUCUGUUAGGGGGGACAAACUCUACACAUUUGACAUCUUAAUCUGAUCAUUUUACAUUAUUAGCCCUUGUAACAGACUUGUUCACUUAUCCCACUGUCUCUGACCACGACAGCUGAACCAACACAAGGAGCUGCUGCUAGUGUUGGUAUUUGAUGUGACUCACGCCUGUGACUGUCAUCUGAACCAACACAAGGAGCUGCUGCUAGUGUUGGUAUUUGAUGUGACUCACGCCUGUGACUGUCAGCACAACCAACACAAGGAGCUGCUGCUAGUGUUGGUAUUUGAUGUGACUCACACUUGUGAGUGUCAUCUGAACCAACACAAGGAGCUGCUGCUAGUGUUGGUAUUUGAUGUGACUCACGCCUGUGACUGUCAGCACAACCAACACAAGGAGCUGCUGCUAGUGUUGGUAUUUGAUGUGACACACUUGUGAGUGUCAGCUGAACCAACACAAGGAGCUGCUGCUAGUGUUGGUAUUUGAUGUGACUCACACUUGUGAGUGUCAGCUUAACAAACACAAGGAGCUGCUUGUCACUUGAUGUGACUCGCCAUACUUCCUACUACAUGUCUUAUAACAAAAGUUAGGUGGUACACAUGCCAGUGUUAGUGUUGAAGAGAACCUGCCCCAUACUACAGUCAAUACAUUCUAUAGAUUUGAGUUAAACUGCUGUAUUGAAGGGAAAUAUAAAGAUUCACUGUCUUAUAAACUAGUGUUGCUGAUGCUUCCUUGAUUUCAUCAUGUGCUAACCGGGUCCUUGUUCGUUAUCAAUCUUGUCUGAACAGAUCACAAUCAUAUGUCUGGGGACCUUAGUAUUGAACAGCAAUGAACUGCAGUCAGAUUAACAAUUAACCAAACACAGCAGCAAGAGCUAGGCCUAGUUGACACCCCAGGGGGAGAUGUCUGUAGCAGCCAGGGUCUAGAUAUUUGAAGCUCUCUUAGAGCUAAGAUAGUUGUAAGUUAAUGUUAAUGUAUGGCACUUACGACUAUCUUAGCUCUAAGAGAACUUCGAAAAUCUAGGCCCUGAGCUGGGCCUAGUUGAGCCCUGAGCUGGGCCUAGUUGACACCUCAGUGGAACAUGUCUGUAGCUGCAAGAGCUAGGCCUAGAUGACACCCCAGGAGAUGUCUGUAGCGGCAAGAGCUAGGCCUACUUGGCAACUCAGGGGGAGAUGUCUGUAGCUUCAGGAGCUAGGCCUAGAUGUCACCCCAGGGGGAGAUGCCUGUACUGGCAAACGUUAGGCCUAGUUGACACCCCAGGGAGAGAUGUCUGUAGCGGCAAGAGCUAGGCCUAGAUGACACCCCAGGGGGAGAUGUCUGUAGCUGCAAGAGCUAGGCCUAGUUGACAGCCCAGUGGGAGAUGUCUGUAGCUGCAAGAGCUGGGCCUAGUUGACACCCCAGGAGAUGUCUGUAGUGGCAAUAGCUAGGCCUAGUUGACACCCCAGUGGGAGAUGUCUGUAGCGGCAAGAGCUAGGCCUAGUUGACACCCCAGUGGGAAUGUCUGUAGCGGCAAGAGCUGGGCCUAGUUGACACCCCAGUGGGAGAUGUCUGUAGCGGCAAGAGCUAGGCCUAGUUGACACCACAGUGGGAGAUGUCUGUAGCAGCAAGAGCUGGGCCUAGUUGACACCACAGUUGGAGAUGUCUGUAGCGGCAAGAGCUAGGCCUAGUUGACACCCCAGUGGGAGAUGUCUGUAGUGGAAAGAGCUAGGCCUAGUUGACACCACAGUGGGAGAUGUCUGUAGUGGCAAGAGCUGGGCCUAAUUGACACCACAGUGGGAGAUGUCUGUAGUGGCAAGAGCUAGGCCUAGUUGACAUCCCAGUGGGAGAUGUCUGUAGCGGCAAGAGCUGGGCCUAGUUGACACCCCAGUGGGAGAUGUCUGUAGCGGCAAGAGCUAGGCCUAGUUGACACCCCAGUGGGAGAUGUCUGUAGUGGCAAGAGCUGGGCCUAGUUGACACCCCAGUGGGAGAUGUCUGUAGUGGCAAGAGCUGGGCCUAGUUGACACCCCAGUGGGAGAUGUCUGUAGUGGCAAGAGCUAGGCCUAGUUGACACCCCAGUGGGAGAUGUCUGUAGUGGCAAGAGCUGGGCCUAGUUGACACCCCAGUGGGAGAUGUCUGUAGUGGCAAGAGCUGGGCCUAGUUGACACCCUAGUGGGAGAUGUCUGUAGUGGCAAGAGCUGGGCCUAGUUGACAUCCCAGUGGGAGAUGUCUGUAGUGGCAAGAGCUGGGCCUAGUUGACACCCCAGUGGGAGAUGUCUGUAGUGGCAAGAGCUGGGCCUAGUUGACAUCCCAGUGGGAGAUGUCUGUAGUGGCAAGAGCUGGGCCUAGUUGACACCCCAGUGGGAAUGUCUGUAGCGGCAAGAGCUGGGCCUAGUUGACACCCAAGUGGGAGAUGUCUGUAGCGGCAAGAGCUAGGCCAAGUUGACACCACAGUGGGAGAUGUCUGUAGCAGCAAGAGCUGGGCCUAGUUGACACCCCAGUGGGAGAUGUCUGUAGCGGCAAGAGCUAGGCCUAGUUGACACCCCAGUGGGAGAUGUCUGUAGCGGAAAGAGCUAGGCCUAGUUGACACCACAGUGGGAGAUGUCUGUAGUGGCAAGAGCUGGGCCUAGUUGACACCACAGUGGGAAAUGUCUGUAGUGGCAAGAGCUAGGCCUAGUUGAC